Molecule: messenger RNA, 2629 nt
Organism: Phalaenopsis equestris
Lineage: Eukaryota; Viridiplantae; Streptophyta; Magnoliopsida; Asparagales; Orchidaceae
Exons: 4
Coding region: 245-2473 (742 amino acids)
Cellular component (GO): nucleus
Molecular function (GO): transcription corepressor activity
Source: RefSeq, a predicted model, not a curated record
AUCCGACCUAUUAGGCAGUUAGCACGGCUAUUAAGAAGUGGGAGGGAGAAGCGAACAAGAAACCAAGCAGGUGCGCGCGAUCGAAGCAGCGAAAGAACACGAUCGUGCGAUCGCGCGAGGAAGUCGCGAACGAGCGGAGCAUCCGCGUGCGCGCUAGAAACCGUGCGUGACCAAAAGUCGUUUUAGGUAUUUCAUCAAAGAAAGUGACUUCCAAAGAGAGAAAGAGGCUACUCUUCAGAAUAAAAUGAAUCUGGUUGAGGUAAACCGAUGUGAGGAGUUAUCAAGUCUAAAUGAGAAGUUUUUUGCACAAACAUCCUCAAGCAAUCGAUCUUCACCCGUUUCUGCUUCUACUGAUGACAUAUUUGGAGAUCCCAUAUUAUCCCCUUGCGUAGGGGAUGAUUACCAGGUGGAAAUUCCAUCCAUGUUGGUCGACUCCCUACACCUUCGUGCCUCUGAAUUACCGUGCAAAACUGGGUUGAGCAUCCCAAUAAUGUGGGUGCACACAGAUGAUGCCAAAAGAGAACUAAAAGAUUAUUGCACUUCUUUGGGGAGUAGAUGCUUAUCUAAUGGUUUCAAUCACAGCCACUUGCCUUCUUUAUGUUCAGUAUUAAAAGCUGAAAUAAUGCAGAUUAAUGAGUGCAAUGGAUGCAGUCCUUUACCUGAAUCUCGAGUUUCUUUAUGGAGUGAGGAGGAGAUACAGAGUUUUCUCCUUGGUCUGUACAUUUUUAGAAAAAAUCUGGUUCAAGUGAAGAAAUUUAUUGGGUGCAAGGAUAUGAAAGAUGUUCUAUCCUUCUAUUAUGGAAAAUUCUAUCGCUCUGAGGCCUAUCACAGAUGGGCAGAUUGCAGAAAGUCAAGGAGCAGAAAAUGCAUACAGGGGCAGCGAAUUUUUACUGGGUGGAGACAACAGGAACUACUGUCACGCUUACUGAUGGGAAUGCCAAAGGAAGAACAAGACUUGCUGAUAGAGGCCACUAAGGCUUUCAAUGAGGGAAAAUCUUCAUUGGAGGAGCUUGUUUUUACUCUAAAGGCUGCAGUUGGCGUCGUUGCUCUGGUAGAAGCCGUCGCCAUUGGUAAGGGCAAGCAAGACCUCACCGGCUUCAUGCUCGAUCCCAACAGAACUAAUCAACCAAUCCUUUCACGCGCCGCCGAAAUACCCACCGGCAAAGCCUGCUCCACCCUCGCUUUGAACGACAUCAUCAAAUUUCUCACCGGUGAUUUCAGACUCAGUAAAGCAAAAUCGAAUGAUCUGUUCUGGGAAGCCGUCUGGCCUCGUCUUCUCGCUAGAGGUUGGCAUUCUGAAACUCCCAAGCAUUUUUGUACCAAAAACACCAUCGUAUUUCUCAUCCCGGACGUACGAAAAUUCUCGAGGAAGCUGGUGAAAGGUGAUCAGUAUUUCGAUUCGGUGAUGGAUGUUUUGAGUAAAGUGGCAUCCGAUCCUCAGCUUCUUGAGCUGACAACUGAAGGAGAGGAAGGCAAUGUCAUUGCCAAUGGUGAGAGCCUAACAGCAGCCUAUAAUCACCGCCAUCCUUCUUAUCUCCGUUCAAGGUUUGCCGACUGUAAUGCUGAUUUCAUCAAAUUUACUGUGGUGGACACUAGUUUGGUUGAUGUUGCAGCUGGCUCUUCUAAGCUGAGGGGACUGCGCAGCUUACCUUUCGAAGUAGCUGGUCACACUAAUAUGGAAAAAACUAAUUGUGACAGCUCCACUGAACACUCUACCGAUUCUUUUUCAAGCAACAAGGUAUCCUCAGACCAACCUGAAAGUUUGCCUAAUGAUUCAAAGCCGGAGGGAGGAAAUAUACAGCUGAACGAAACAAUUCAGAUAGCGCCAUUAUUGAAGCGACAGAGACUAAGUGCUUGUAAGCAAGCAAUGAGAAAUGGCUGCCAUAAGUUAUUUGCGGAGAAGAUAGACUCUGACUCUGACAUGAAAGCAGUCGAAACUUCAGAGAAAGCAUCAUCCACUAAAUCAUCUGGCUCUUCAUUUGAAGAUAGCUUUUAUCAUGAGAAGCGUCCGCGAGCUCUCUUCGAUUUAAACCAGCCUCAGUUUCCGCUGGACUUUGACAUGGAGCCCAUGUACCGAACUUCCAAACCGCAGAGUUUUGAUGGUUUUAGGAUAGCUUGGAAUCAAAACAGCAGUGCUGAUGAGGAACCAUCUUCUAAUGCCCAAAGGCAUGGUAACCGGAACAGGCUGCCAACUGCGAAGGCGCUCGAAGCUUUCGCUUGUGGAUUUUUAAGCGUCGGGCGAAUCGGAAAGGAAGUAAAGAGAACUCGGCUGCAUGGUAUUAGGUCAAGAUCUCGCCGGAAAGCUGAAGCCCCGUUGCCCUCAACUGCCAUCUUCGCAGCUACAGCUCCAACCAUCGAUUUUAUUGAUCCUAAUCUUGUAAUCCCUGAAGUUAGAUAUCAUACUAACUUGUUUGCAGAGCCACAGAUUAAAUGUGAGAGGACGGAGGCUCAUGAGUUGCUUGGCCUGUUCUAAGCUUUUCAGGCAAUCAGUCAUAGAGAAUGGUAGGAAAUCCCCAUUACUGAAUGUGGCUUCUCUCUCAAUCUCAUCUCCAUCAUCAGCGGAGUCUGUCUCCGGUUUUCCUGGAAUGAAGGAGACUGAAAAGGAACUAUGAAAUCUGCGGGAUUAGCA